Molecule: messenger RNA, 821 nt
Organism: Leptonychotes weddellii (Weddell seal)
Lineage: Eukaryota; Metazoa; Chordata; Mammalia; Carnivora; Phocidae
Source: RefSeq, a predicted model, not a curated record
CCCCGGCCCCUCCUCCCAGAGCAGCCGCCUUUUCCCGCGUGAGCCGCUUCUGCUGCUCAGGCCGCCUGGGGGGAAACAUGGCGUCUGCCCUGGAGCAAUUCGUGAACAGUGUCGGACAGCUCUCGGCUCAAGGGCAAAUGACUCAGCUUUGUGAACUGAUCAACAAGAGUGGGGAACUCCUUGCAAAGAACUUAUCCCAUCUGGACACUGUGCUUGGGGCUCUGGAUGUACAAGAGCACUCCUUAGGCGUCCUUGCUGUUUUAUUUGUGAAGUUUUCCAUGCCUAGUGUUCCUGACUUCGAAACGUUAUUCUCACAGGUUCAGCUUUUCAUCAGCACUUGUAACGGGGAGCACAUCCGAUACGCAACAGACACUUUUGCUGGGCUUUGCCAUCAGCUGACAAACGCACUUGUGGAAAGGAAACAGCCCCUGCGAGGAAUUGGCAUCCUAAAGCAAGCCAUAGACAAGAUGCAGAUGAAUACAAACCAGCUGACCUCAAUACACGCUGAUCUCUGCCAGCUUUGUUUGCUGGCAAAAUGCUUUAAGCCUGCCCUUCCAUACCUUGAUGUGGACAUGAUGGAUAUCUGUAAAGAGAAUGGAGCUUAUGAUGUAUGCUCUGAGAAGCACUUGAGGAUUUUCCGACAUCUCGAUCCUUACUUCUGCUUAGACCACAUCCAGUCAAAUGUGCGGUUCCUGCAUCUCCAGGCUGCAAUUUUUAACCCACCUACCCUUGGGACACCAAAGCAGCUAGUUGAAAAGGCAAUGUUACCUGAAGAAAUUAUUAGUCCUGAAGCAGGAAAAACACCUUGUGUACUUGAUUGA